Molecule: messenger RNA, 2076 nt
Organism: Pedinophyceae sp. YPF-701
Lineage: Eukaryota; Viridiplantae; Chlorophyta; Pedinophyceae
Source: the annotation of a GenBank genome assembly
AUGACCGUUCUGGACGUGUGGGCGUCGGGGCUGCGCAAUGGUGGGUCAUGGCACCAGAAUCCACCUGGAUACGUGUCCAGUCCGCCAAUCGAAGCGGUGAUCUUCGGGUGGGGCACCAACGAAGACGCACAGCUGGGCCUGCACAGCCGCGACGACCACGUCAGUCCCCAGGUGGUCGACGCGCUCCUCGGACGUCGCCUCCAGGGUCGCGGAUUCAUCCGCAUUCCCAUCGUGGCUGGCAGUCGCAACUCCCUCGCCAUCGACCAGGCGGGCAACGUGCUCAUGUGGGGCUGGAACGCCCGUGGCACGUGCGGACAGGGCCACCAGCAGCAGACGGUGGAGAAGCCGCGGCGCGUGCACCUGCCGGAGGGGGUGCAGAUCACGCAAGCGGCGCUGGGAGGGUGGCACUGCAUCGCCCUGGACAGCCAGGGCGGACUGUGGACGUGGGGGGGCAACGAGUACGCGCAGUGCGGCUACCGCACGCACAAGCGCGACGUGCCCGUCCCAACGAGGUGCCUGCCGGACUUACCGAAGGUCCGCAUGGUCGCUGCAGGCGGCAUGCACUCGCUCGCCCUGCUCGAGUCGGGCGAGAUUUUGCAGUGGGGGGAGCCAUGGGGGGACUUUAGCCUCAACGUCGACCAGGCUCCCCGGAAGCUCUCCGGCCUCCCAGAUCCCGGCCCCGAGGCCGUCACGAAAAUCGCGUGCGGCGCCUUCCACAACUUGGCGCUCACGGGCGACGGACGAGUGCUGUCGUGGGGCACCAACGACUACGGGCAGCUCGGCGUGGGCGCAGCGCCGUCGGUGCCGGUGCCGGAGAUCGUGUCGACGCUCGAGGGCCACCGCGUCGUCGACGUCGCGGCGGGGGGCUGGCACUCGGCCGCGAUCCUGGAGGGGGGGGAGUUGAUGGUUUGGGGCCGGGGGGAGUACGGGCGCCUGGGCAUCGGUGACAGGGCCGGCAGCACGAAGCUGAGGCCCGUCGCGGUCGAGGCGCUCCAGGGCCACGUCGUCGUUCAGGCUGCUCUGGGGGGCUCUCACUCGGCGGUCCUCACUGAGUCAGGGAGGGUGUUCAUCUGGGGGCGGGGGCAGUACGGCCGGCUGGGCGUGGGCGCUGACGGCGGGCGCGGCAGCGGGCCGCGGGACCGCAUCUCCCCCACGGAGGUCGAGCUGCCCGGGGGCAACCUCAGCUGGCGCGUCAUCUCCAUCGCGGCGGGCGGGCGCCACACCAUGGUGUAUGCGGUGCCUGUGCAGGGCGGGGACGGGCCCGGGGCGCCGGAGAGCCCCGAGAGCUCGGAGCACGUGCAGAACGCGGCAGUGAUGCUCUUCGGGGGACCGGGACCGAGCAAGCACACUGCCCCCGGCGGGGGUGGGGGUCUGGAUGGGGACGUGUCGAGCGAGGUUGGCACCGGGAGCGGGUCGGAGCACGUCGCGUUCGGCGGCGCGCCGCUGCCUGCCUCGCAUGCGUCGAGGGGCAGCCACGACGCGGCGUCACCGACGUUCGCAGCAGCAGCGCCGAGGCUAGGCGGCGGGAACACGCCGGCACGCAGCGGCUCCCCCGCACCGAAAUCGGGCGGAAAAGCGAGCGACCUGCUCCCUCCGCUGGGGCCUGCGAAGACCGGCCCGCACACGCGGUCCGCCGUUGAGAGGGGCAGUUCCCCGCCUGUCCCCCCCGUGGGUGCGUUCCGUCCCCCGCUGGGUGCGAGUGGGUUCGAAGGCGGCGCAACGGAGGCGGCCAGGGAGGACAUCGCCGCGCGGUUCUCUGCGGUAGCGUUGCGCACUGCGUCGCCGGAGGCCAGCGGAGCGGAGAGCGGCGCGGGCCGCGGGGCGCGUCGAGCGGCCAUUCGCAAGCAGGGGAGCUUCAGUGGGCCGAUGCGCGUGCACGGGCGGUCGAUCGGCGGCGACCACAGCGACAAUCCGUCCGUGUCCAAUCCAGGAGGCAUGCCGCAUGAAGACCACUCUGCGUCGGGGCGGCCGUGGCGGGCGGAGAGUGUGCGGUUCCAGGGGUCCCAGACAGGGGCGUUCAAAGCGGACUUGCACGACGGGCAGAUGGACGACGACGAGGAACAGUACCACCAGUAG